AUGGGCGAGAAAGCCGAUGAAAUUCUUAAUCGGAUCCUACCGCAAAUGGACGCAGGGACGACGUUUGAUACAGUGAAGGGCAAACUCAAAGAUCACUUCGCGCCAAAGAAGAAUCUAAUCUUUGAGAGAUUUAAAUUCAAUUCAAGAGUUCAACAGCAGGACGAGAGUGUAGAAUCCUUCGUCACAGCGCUACACACACUCGCCGAAAAGUGCGAGUUCAAUAGCUUAUUGAAGGAGGACCUCAUUGGAGACCGGUUGGUCAUCGGGGUGAGAGACUCAAAAACAUCGGAACGAUUACAAUUAAUCGCCGAUCUUACAUUGGAGAAGGCCGUGAUAAUGGCUCGUCAGGCAGAAACACAGGCUAAGCACGGGAAGCUGCUGCGUCAGAAUAAUGGCGGCGAAUGCGGAGAAGUAAACAAGAUCUCGCAAGGACGGGCGAGAUGGCCCGCGAAGAAUAACAAGAAACAUGGCGUCACAGAAGGAAAAAAGAAUAUCAACAAAGGAGCCUCGUGCCAGAGAUGCGGACUGGAUCAACAUACGGAAAGCGCGAGAUGCCCAGCGCUUCGAUCGACAUGCCGCAGCUGUAAGAAGAUAGGCCAUUGGGACAGAGUUUGCAGAACGCGCAACAUAAAGCGCCUAGCAGAAGAAGAUGGCAACGUCACAAACGAAGCCAGCGAGAUGGCGUUCUUGAGAGCAAUAGGGCGUCGGACAUCGCAUGUAGAUAAAGAUUUUGUAGUUCGCGUAAAGAUUCUUGAGCUCGCGAAAGAGGAAGAAUUUCUCAUAGACACGGGUGCUGACAUAACUUGCAUUUCGAGCGAGUCGAUAUUGAAAGAUUUUAAGCGUAAAAUUUUACCGACCGAUAAAGUAGUUUUCGGGCCUGACGGGAAAAGAUUAUCAGUUAUCGGCUAUUGUAACGUGAAUUUAAUUAAAGACGACGCGAAAUUAGAAGGCAAAAUUUACGUCUUGCGCGGGUUAAAGCAAAAUUUGCUUGGGAAGCCGGAAAUAAGGGGAUUUAAUUUAGUUUAUGGAAUAAGAAAUGCUAACACCAAGCCCAUAAAAUCUAAAGUAAGCGUGGAAAAAGAGUUUCCAAAAGUUUUCAGGGGCCUAGGUUUAUUUAGCAAAGAGUUAACUAUUCACAUGAGAGAGGGGACCAAACCCUUCGCGUUAAGCGUCCCGCGGUCAGUCGCGUUACCUUUACUACCAGAAUUAAAGAAAGAGUUAGACGCACUACAGAAUAAGGGCGUAAUCGUCCCAGUCGAUUUCCCGACAGAAUGGUGCAGUCCAAUAGUAGUAGUUCCGAAACUAAACGGCAAGGAAAUACGCAUAUGCGGCGACUACACGGUUCUUAAUAAAAGCGUCAGGCGUGCGGUACAUCCGAUACCGAAGAUAGAUGUCGCGCUCGCAAAGUUAAAAGGAUCGAAAAUAUUUUCUAAACUCGAUGCUAAGACAGGCUAUCACCAAUUGAGGUUAGAUAAAGAAAGUCAGAAACUGACGACGUUCAUAACCCCGUUCGGAAGGUAUAUGCACACACGCUUGCCAUAUGGCGUAAACUGCGCAUCAGAUUAUUUUGCGAAAGAGUUCACAGAAGCACUAGGCAAUGUAGCAAACGUCGUCGUUGUCGUUGAUGACAUUUUAAUAUGCGGCCGAAACGUCGAGGAACAUGAUAAAACACUGAGAACAGUGCUCGGUAGACUAGAAAGCGCCGGGAUAACGGUCAACAAAGAUAAAUGUAUUAUCGGUGUACAAGAAAUAGACUUUCUGGGACAUAAAAUUUCAGAAUACGGAAUUAGCAUCUUGCCCGAGCGUGUAAACGCGAUAGUGAACUUUCCGGUUCCUAAAAAUAAGGAAGCGUUGCUACAAUUUUUAGGCAUAGUGAAUUAUAUUAGCAAGUUCAUCCCAAACAAAUCUUCGUUGUUAGAACCGCUCAACUCGCUGCUAAAAGACGGAGUAUCUUUUGCAUGGGCGUCGACUAUAGUGUGGUUAAUGUGGAGUACUCCACACUCAAAAUUUUUUCGUGUAUGGAAUUUCACACUUAGAAAUCCAAAGAAUAUAAAAAUUAUUUCUUGA
This is a messenger RNA of Cyphomyrmex costatus, 2067 nucleotides long. RefSeq lists its product as uncharacterized. Gene Ontology annotation, biological process: proteolysis. The transcript has a single exon. Bases 1 to 2067 code for a protein of 688 amino acids. Lineage: Eukaryota; Metazoa; Arthropoda; Insecta; Hymenoptera; Formicidae. The record is from RefSeq and is a predicted model, not a curated record. Gene Ontology annotation, molecular function: aspartic-type endopeptidase activity.